AUGGAAAAUCGCCGACCCGCCACCCUGGGCGUGUCAAUCGUCGUCUUCGUGAUCGCAAGCCUGUUUGUCGCCCUCCGCUUCAUCUCGCGCAUAUUCCUCGUGAAGAGGGUUGGGUUACAUGACUAUCUGAUGCUGCUCGCAUGGGUGAUCGACUUUGGAUUCUCCUUCUCUCUAUUUUACGCGACUAAAUAUGGCCUCGGACUCCAUGAGAGCGAUGUGCCCGAUGCAAAGGAGCCUGGGUUGAACAAGGCAAACUAUGCUUUUACGGUGCUCUACAAUCCGGCGCUCAUGGCCGUCAAGACAUCCAUCCUCGUAUUUUACUUGACCUUGACACGAAAUCAAAAGGUGUACCGAUGGGCAAAUUACAUCACGAUUGCGGUUGUGAACAUAGCCGGCCUUGUGCUGACAUUUGUCAAUGUUUUCCAAUGUCGCCCGGUGUCUGCUGCAUUUAUGGCAACCCUGCCGGCCAAUGCGCACUGUACUGACAUCCUCACUCUCUACCUGUCCUCCUCACCCGUCAACAUCAUAACAGACCUUGCGAUUCUUUUCUUACCCAUGCCACUCCUGACGCAAAUGCACCUCCCUACGAAACAGAAAGGGAUCCUUGUUGUCACGUUCAGCUUCGGAUUCUUUGUCGCUGUCGUUGAUGUGAUUCGGAUUGCUUUUCUUCAGCAAGCUGCUACCUCGCGACAGCUGGCGUUGAAGUCAAUCCACAUCCAAAAUGGGGGCACUGCAGACUUUAGCUGGUAUGCAUCUCUCUCGUUUAUGUGGUCAGUCGUCGAAGUGAAUGUAUCAAUCAUCUGCGCAUGCGUCCCGAGCCUCAAACCACUCGUCUCUCGCAUCAUGCCGAAGCUGAUUAAAAACACGAGCGACGCGUCUAACCCUAAUGAAUAUUACGCGACAGGAGAAAAUGACAUCACUCCGCCACAGCCUGCCAUGGCCACCCCCGAGGGCCACCCCGAGGACCACCCCCGGGAUGUCGAGGCAACUACACACACCAGCGCCUCCUAUGCUCCUAAUAUGACAUUUUUCGACUUUGUCAACAUGAGAGGCCCAGAGAGCAUGCUGAAGUUGAAUAAUCGGGAAUCGAUCGCACCCAAUGCCAUCACAACCCUUCUCUUCUUUCUAUGGGGGUUUGCAUAUGGCUUGCUCGAUAUCCUCAAUUCCCAAUUCCAGAAAAUUGUUCAGUUGGAUGCUUGGCAUUCCUUGGGGCUACACGCAGCAUACUUCGGCGGGUACCUCCUUGGACCAUUGCUCAUCGGGCGGCCAGUUUUGAAGAGCUGGGGCUUCAAAGCUACUUUUAUCACAGGGUUGUGUAUCUAUGCAUGCGGGGCUCUCAUCUUCUGGCCAUCGGCUGUUCUCACGUCGACCGUGGCCUUUACGAUCUCCAAUUUCAUUGUUGGUUUGGGAUUAGCUGUAUUGGAGACUGCAGCCAACCCAUUUAUCGCUCUCUGCGGGCCUCUUGAAAACUCGGAGAUUCGUCUCAACAUCUCACAAGGGGUGCAGGCUAUUGGCUCGGUAUUGUCGCCGUUGUUGGCGAAGAAAGUACUCUUCAAGAGCGUCCAAGACGUUGCAUCCCUAGUGAACGUACAAUGGACGUACUUGGGGAUUGCACUCUUUGAUUUCCUCCUUGCCGUGGUAUUCUAUUACCUGCCGCUUCCCGAAGCGUCAGACGAUGAUCUGGAAGAGCUGGCGAAUCGACGGCGCGAAGACAAUCACACCAAGGUGGCUGGUAUACCAGUAGUCUGGCUGACCCUGGGCCUAGGCCUGUGGUCGCAGUUCUUUUACGUAGCUGGGCAAGAAGUCUUAAAUACCAGCGUCGAAAGCUUCGCCAUUGAUGCUCGACCCACGACGAGUCUAUCCCCGUUCGACAUUCUCACGCUGGGCCAUGGCAUGUUUGCCAUUGGUCGUUUCCUGGCGGCGUUCGCUCAGUGGUUCCUCAAGCCUCGUUGGAUCCUUCUGGUGUCAUAUAUCGGCAUGGUCGUGUUCGCUGUGCUGUGCAUGAACACCACGGGCUCGAGCGCCAUCGCCAUGGCCAUGCUGGUCUUUUUGUUCGAAAGCGGUGCCUAUAGCAUCAUUUUUGCCAUCGCUUUGCGCGGCACCUCGCGCCAUACGAAAACCGCCUCGGUCCUUCUCACGAUGUGCGUCAGUGGAGGCGUCUAUUUCCCCUUUGCCCAGUACGCCGCCUAUCUAUCCCACGGCACCGUCCGCUAUUCGUACUGCGUCCUGGUGGCCCUCUUCGCUGCGGGAGCCAUCUUCCCUCUCUACCUCAAUCUGGUGCCCGCGGUGAAGAGACAGGUGGACCCGGUUCCUAACGAGUACCUCCGACGUCACCACCGCCGCAACCGCCCGCCGCUGGAAGUGAUCCACCGCGAGAAAGAGAACCGAGCUAGCGGCGGCGUCUUCUCGCGUCGUCGCAGCGUUGUCCCGGGUCCUGACCACCUUCCCGACCUUCCGUUUCCCGGCGAGGCUCAGCUCAACAUACCCCCCAGCCUACCCAUGUCCCGGUCAAGCUCUAGCUCCCAGGCUAACUCUCGCAUCUCUCACAAUCCGCUUCAAAGACCCGUCGCUAUCAGGGAGUGA
This is a messenger RNA of Penicillium chermesinum, 2583 nucleotides long. Its product is annotated as putative MFS monosaccharide transporter. Bases 1 to 2583 code for a protein of 860 amino acids. Gene Ontology annotation, molecular function: transmembrane transporter activity. The transcript is spliced from 5 exons. Gene Ontology annotation, biological process: transmembrane transport. Lineage: Eukaryota; Fungi; Ascomycota; Eurotiomycetes; Eurotiales; Aspergillaceae. The record is from RefSeq and is a predicted model, not a curated record.